Messenger RNA from Columba livia (rock pigeon), 7982 nucleotides. It is a transcript of the gene RIF1, whose product is annotated as replication timing regulatory factor 1. Gene Ontology annotation, cellular component: nucleus. Lineage: Eukaryota; Metazoa; Chordata; Aves; Columbiformes; Columbidae. Gene Ontology annotation, biological process: telomere maintenance. The transcript is spliced from 35 exons. The record is from RefSeq and is a predicted model, not a curated record. The coding region runs from base 137 to 7081 and encodes 2314 amino acids.
CGGCACCGCCUCCCCGCUCUCCUAUUGGCUGAGGCGGCGCAGCCCGGGCUCGCGCGCCGCCAGUGCCGCGGGCCGCCAUCUUAGCCCGGGCUCCGGGUUGCGCCCCCCGCAGGACCCCGGCACCCGUCCCGGCACCAUGAGCGCUCCCGCCGCCUGCCCCGGCCUCCAGCCCCUGCUGGAGACCCUGGAAGACACAGCCGCCCCGUCGGGGGAGCUCACGGACGCGUACCUCACCAUCGUCAAUCGCUUGACUGGUGAGGAAGGCAAAGAAUUCACUGCAGAUGUCAAAAGACACUUUCCUCAGCUUUGCAAAGUAUUUAAGGCACACAUUUCAAGUCAAAACUCAGAGCUAAGUAAUGCGGCGUUACAGGCGUUAGGAUUCUGCGUUUUCAAUUCAAAGAUUACAUCUGAGUUAUCUGAAACUGAAGUACAGGACUUGAUUUCAUUGGUGAACGGCAUUGCUGUAAAAACUUCAGACAAAAACACUCGCACUCGGGCACUUUGGGUGAUCUCUAAGCAGACGUUUCCUUCUGAAAUUGUUAAAAAGGAGGUGUCCAAUAUUAUUUCUACUUUGGAAACGAUACUUACUAAAGGAGAUGUACAGUCCAUGGUGGUUGAAUACGAAGCACUAAAUGUUAUUAUACGCUUAAUGGAGCAAACCCCAACCCAGAUGGGAGAAGAGGCUGUGCGGUGGGCAAAGCUGAUCAUUCCUCUGGUCGUGCAUUCGGCUCACAAGGUGCAGUUACGAGGCGCCACAGCUCUGGAGAUGGGGAUGCCGCUGCUCCUCCAGAAACAGGCAGAGGUUGCAGCCAUCACUGAGCACCUCAUGACCACAAAAUUAAUUUCAGAACUCCAGAAACUAUUUUCUACAAAAAAUGAGACUUACGUGUUAAAGUUAUGGCCGCUGUUUGUCAAAUUACUUGGAAAGACUCUGCAUCGUAGUGGCAGUUUUAUCAACUCAUUGUUGCAACUGGAGGAACUUGGAUUUCGUAGUGGCUCACCAGUGGUAAAGAAAAUAGCCUUCAUUGCAUGGAAGAGUCUAAUAGAUAAUUUUGCUCUAAAUCCAGAUAUACUGUGCAGUGCUAAAAGGCUGAAAUUGCUGAUGCAGCCACUGAGCUCGAUCCAUGUGAGAACAGAGGCUUUGGCACUGACGAAACUGGAGGUCUGGUGGUAUUUGCUCAUGAGGCUGGGACCUCAGCUGCCUGCAAACUUCGAACAGGUUUGUGUACCAUUAAUCCAAAGUACUUUAAUUCUGGAUUCUUCUGCUGCGUUGCCAGGAACUCCCGCACGUGCACCAGCCAACCAAAGUUUAGCCUUGGCAACCCCUGCCCCCAAAUCAGGUCCUUACCCAUUUGCAAGUCCCGUCACACCGAGGAUGAACUUGAACUCUAGUACAGGAGGACUGGUGGUGAUUCCUUCCAUUCAGCUUUUGGGAAUUGAGAUGCUGCUUCACUUCUUGAUGGGACCACAAGUUUUAGAUUUUGCUAAGCAAAACAAACUUGUACUUAAUUUAGAGCCUCUCCAGUACCCACUGAUCAGUAGCCCUUCUUUUUUUUGUAAGCACGCCAGCACGCUUAUAAACGCCGUCCAGGAUGGCUUCAUUGCAAUUGGAAAAGAAGUUCCUGAUUGUAUGCUGAAUGUUAUAUGGAAGGACAUAAAUGGAUAUGUAAAAACAGCUAUUGAAUCAGGAAAUAAGAAAGAAAAGCAAGGGUCAGAAAUACUGACUAUGCUGCUCCAGGCCUUAAAAAACACUGUUGAAUCAAAUUCUCUUUCUGUGCAGAAAAUACUGUCCCUCAUUGAUAUUACUGUUAAGGAGUUGCCUCCAAAAGUAUUGGGAUCACCAGCUUAUCAGGUUGCUGAUAUGGAUCUUUUAAAUGGAACACCAGCUUUGUUCUUAAUUCAGCUGCCUUUCCGUAAUAGCCUCUUGGAACACUGUGUAACAGAUGAGAGGUUCUUUGUAAUUCUAGAAACACUCGUGGCUUAUGUUUUAUCUGGGCCUACGUCUCCACUGGCUUUCAGUGAAUCUGUGAUCUGCGUUAUUAAUCAGAGUGCAAAACAAGUGGAAAAUAAGGAGCAUCUUUGGAGAAUGUGGAGUAUUGUCGUUAAUCCACUGACUGAAUGGAUUAAUCAGACUAAUGAAGUAAAUCAGGGUGAUGCACUGGAACACAACUUCAAUGCUGUUUAUAGCGCAUUAUUGCUACCAAUAUCGCACAUCUUCCCUGUGCAGGGAUUCCCACAGCCAACUAUGAAGUCCUUGUUGCGCACUUGGUCAGACCUGUACAGGGCGUUUGCUCGCUGUGCUGCUCUGGUUGCAACAGCAGAAGAAAACCUGUGCUGUGAAGAGCUUUGUGCCAAAAUCCUGUCUGGGCUAGAAGGUGAAACUUCAGUAAUGUUUUCGAUGAUGGAUGGGCUCACCCACAUUCUAUCCGUUAUGGUUGAUUGUGUCAACUUUGCACCGUAUGGCACUAAAUAUCAGCCAAAAAAUAAAUCUCCACAGACACCUACAGAUUGGUCUAAGAAGAAAAAGGAGCCCCUUGGAAAGCUUGCCUCUCUGUUUAAACUCCUGGUGAUGUUACUAAACUCUUUCCAUGUGUUCAGUUCCAAAGAAAUCUGUUCAGAAACAUUGGUCUCUGUUGGUCCUUCAAUUAUUGCUGUUCUCCACAACAUCAUCAGCCACGUUUCAUUGCCUUCAGUGAUUGCGACUAUGUUUGCAAUUUUUUCCAAACCCCUGGCAGUGUUUUAUGAAAAAACAAAACUUGCUGAUGUACCUAAAGUAUACAGUCAUCUUAACAACAAGCUCGAAAAGCUGCUGGCCGAGAUCCUGCAGUGUGUGCAGUGUCACUGCGCGGGGGCGUACGACAGCGACCUGCUGGAGCAGCUCUGCCCGCUGCUCUGCGUGCUGUUCCAGCACCGCAGCAAACCCGUCCGCACCCAGUGCGCGCACUUCUGGAACGCCACCUUCGCCAAGGCCGCGGCGCUGACGUACCCCGAGGACUUAAAAUGUGUGUUAAACCAAGCCAAAAAGAAAAUUCCGCUCUUGCUGCCUGGUUUUGAAAGCAUCGAGGUGGCUGAAGAAUGCAGUGGCCCGUUCUCUGAUGCGAUGGAAAAUUCACAGCUGGAUGCAAAGAUAGGUGGAAUGGAUGUAAACCUGGGUCAAAAACGAGACUCCCUGUUGGCACAGACGAGUGAACUGAAAAAUGAAGGAAAAGACAAGUCCAGUAACGUGCAAGUAACACCUGCAAAGUUGAAACUAGAAUUCUCAUCUCCAAAGACUAAAAGUGAGAUACUUUUGGAAGAGGAGAAAUCUGUUGAUUUUGUGUUUAUUCCUCCAGAAACAAAAGAGAGAAUAUUGACAGAGCAUCAAAAAGAAGUGCUCAGGUCAAAGAGAACUGAUAUUCCUGCUAUGUACAACAAUUUGGACGCAUCACAAGAUACUACCUUAUUUUCUCAGUAUACUCAAAGCCAGGAGGAUUCUCUGGAAAAGUCACCUUUAAUAGAAAAUGAAAAAGAAGAUACUGAAAACAAGCCUCAGGAGGAAAAUGCAGAGAGUGAGGGAUGCACCGGUGAGUCGGGUGACCCCGUGGAGAACGAUACCUGUGUGGAAAAGGUGUCUGUUUGUGACCCCGCGGAGAGCUCAGCGUCAGCCAGCCAGGGACAGUCCAAAAGGGACGCGGGGGAAGGGAUUCCGGAGGAGCCGUCGCUCGGAGAGGAAUUAGAGAAAAGUCCUGCAGAAACGGCUUCAAAGGAGCCGUCGGGAGGGAACGAAAACACUUCAAACGUCAGCAGCAGCUCAGCCUCGAGUGACGUGAUUUCUGGAACGCCGCAGCCCGUGAGCCGGCGGCAAUCUUUUAUCACUUUGGAGAAAUUCAGUAGUUCGGAGAACAGACCCUUCAGCCCUUCACCCUUAAACAGUUUAUCAGAGGUGCCUGCAAGCGCUUCUGCGGCGGAGAAGCAGGAAGGGACAAACGUGUGCAGGACUGGUGCUACACCAGAAAAAUCUGGGGAAAAUAAAAAGCCUUUAAAAUCUGAGCCUGAACAAAUAUUUUCUGCCAUACGGAGGCUGACUCGCAGGCAGAGCAAACUGGAGCACCAAGGGAGAAAGCCGGGCAAGCCGUUCCUGAGGUCGGAACAAGAGAAAAGCUCCCAAGAGGCUUUUGUUUCCAGCACUGUGGAAAAUAGUCCUGAGCUGUCUUCUGCUGCAGAAGACGUGGAACACGUUCUCCUUCCCCAGUCCCAAGCUCCCCAUUCUGCAGAAGUAGAUACUAAAAAAGAAACAGAAGAGGUCCAGGCAUUAGAUACGGAUUCUAAAGAAAACACGCCCCCGGAGACGACUGCGUCACCAGACCAGGUAGCAGGUGACGAUAAUCAGGUGCCACACGUGUCUCCUAAUCCGAAAAUACUCAGACGUUCUUUAAGGCGACGGGCAGAAACUGUAGAAAGUACAACGGGUAGUCAGGAGAAGGAAGAUGAUCACCAAAAGAGGCGUAAAGAAGACGAAAAAUCUGGUCAAAAGAAGGUGCAGCAGGCUAAAGAUGAUGGAUCCCAAAAGCAGAAAGCAGUUUCUGGGAAAACUACAGAAAAUACGAAUGGAAAAGAAAGCGACCUAGCUGAGAGCGCUGCUGCGGAGGAGCUGGGCUCAAAGGAGUCUCCUGCUGCCAGGGGCCUUGAUGAGGAAGUGAACAAAAGUGCCAAGUCAGGAGACAAUGUGAAGACCGAUGUGGAAGGGCAAGACUGUAGCUCGAAGACGGGAGGUCAGAAGAAGGUUGAACGGCCCCGAUACCACACGCGAAGAGCUUCCCAAGGAUUGCUUGCCAGCAUAGAGAACUCAGAGGCUGAUGGCUCCGAGACCAAGGAAGAAAGCACAAGGAAGAAAAGGUCUGCAAAAGGGAAAAACAAAGGGGAUUGCCCUGAAGGGAAACAGAAAGAUGUCCAGCCAGGAAGCCACAGCCAUGAGGUGUCUUCCCAAGGAACUGAAACUAAGCAUCUGUUGGAAACAAAUCAAGGUGAGCUCAGCUGUGAAGUCGACACAGACGCUGCAGUGACAGCUGAAGCGUCUGACCUGAAACCCCAAGUAACGCCGACAGGAAGCAGCCAAAGCCUGGGACCUGCCAGCUCCGAGAGUUCACCCUGCGCACAGAACGCAAAUGUGGAAGAGAAGAACGAUACCCUGAUGGAGUCGUUCACCAGCCCCUCUGUAUCCGAUCAAGAUUUGAAAGCAGCAGAGGAAAGUAAAUGUGUUGAGAAGCAAAUAAAGCUGGAAGACUCUUGUCCAACUGUUCUGUCUGAAAAAGUACCGGUAGCAAACACUUCAGGUGGCGAUCUUUCCCCUUUGCAAACACCAGACUGCCAGCACAAAAGAAGCAAAAGGGUGAAAAAACCAAAGAACUGUGAUUGCUGUUUUAAAAAGCCAAAGCAGGACGUAGCGUCAUUGACUGAAUCAAAGCCGGAGAGCGCUCAUGAACAGAACGAGCCCCCAGCCACCUGUCAGGUUCAGGUUCAGACACCUGUCAAUACCCCCGAGGUGUCAGGUACCUCAGACCUUGAGGGUUUGUCCAUGGCACCCUGUGCCACGAGCACUCCGCUGCAUCCCCCCAAGGAACCCGGCACGUGUCAUCUGGAAAGAGACCGACUAUCUGAGGAUAAUCCGCAAGGAAACAGCGUUGUAGUGCAGCAGGAUCUCACUAAUCCAGAGUGUACAGCAGGUGAAAUGACGGACUCCGUAGUGGAAAUGGAAGAAGCCGCUGAUCAGAGCGACCCAGCGGAGCCGUCGCUGUCGGGGGCUGUUUCGGAGGAGGCUGGUGACAGCCUGGCUGCAGGGGAUCAAUGCGAAGAACCCGCAGCUACAGAGAAGCAAGAAAUAAAUCAGAAUGGACAACAGGAGGAGACACCUGAGGCACUGACUGUUGUUAGCAAACCCGAGACAAAACAGACGAGUGAGCCAGAAAGCAUUCAGGAUGAUAAAGAAGAAGAUGUAAGAGAAACUUGCAUUGUUCAAGAUAAAGAGAUGAAGGAGGAAUUGGUGGAAACUGAAAUUAUAGUGCCUGAAAACGCGGCCUUAGAUGAAGAAGAUGCAGUGGAAAAUAACAGUGUGGAUUCUCCUCAGAAGCCAGAAGAUCACAAUUCUUCAGCACUAGCUAACGAGAGCCCCAACGGCAUGCAGGCACGCUGCAUGUGGUCGCCUUCCGCUUCUCCAUCCACCAGUAUUUUAAAGAGAGGUGCAAAAAGAAACCAAGAUGAUGAUUCCCUGUCACCUGCCAAUAAGAUUCGCCGAGUCUCUUUUGCAAACCCCAUUUAUCAAGAAGGACUGGCCGAUGACAUAGACAGGAGAAGUCCUGUCAUUAGAUCCCAUUCCUCUUCCCCGUCUUCACGAAGUCUGAAAAUUUUAUCUAACGUUCAGGCGAAGCAUAUUACCACUCCAACCAAAGGAUUUCUGUCCCCAGGAUCUCGUAACCCUAAAUUUAAGAGCUCAAAGAAGUGUUUAAUCACGGAGAUGGUGAAGGAGUCGCUGCCGAGCCCCACGGAGUGCGUGUACCCGGCCCUGGCCGGCUGCAGAGCGCCCGUCGAUGUCAUCCUUCCCCAGAUCACGUCAAACAUCUGCGCCAGAGGCCUCGGGCAGCUCAUUCGAGCCAAGAACAUCAAGACAGUGGGUGAUCUGAGCGCUCUGACGGCUUCAGAAAUCAAAACUCUUCCCAUCCCCUCUCCGAAAGUUUCCAAUGUCAGAAAAGCUCUUAAAGGAUAUCACGAGCAACAGGUAAAAUCCCGAGGAUUUGAGGAAAUAGCAGUGCUUGAAGAUGCAGAAAAGCCCGUAAAUAAUGGAGAGGAGAAACCUCUUUCUGUAGAUGAAGAAAAACUUGCAACAGACCUGAGGGAACCGGCCGCUGUGAGCGCGGGUGCCCAGCCCUGCGCGGACCUGCCGGGCCAGCUGGACGCGCUGCUCGCUCGGCUCAGCUCCGCGGACCUUCACGGCUAUUCGGGGAGCCAGCUGUUCGACAUGCAGGAAAAGCUCAUCGCCAUGACAAACAGGAUCAUGAAAAACCUGCAGUCCCGCUGGAAAUCGCCGCCCCGCCAAAGUUCCGAUUAGUUGCUUAUCAUUUCUAAGUAAGGAGGAUUUUGUUACAACCUGCUUUUUUUCACUGGGUGAAUUCUUCCGUAAACUGUGCAUUUAGUGCUAUAGAAGAUUUUUUAACACCUAUCUGAGCAAAAUGUAUCAUGGUUGGUUAUUUUCUCGGGGUUUGUUAGUUUUUUUGUUGUUGUUCUGAUUUGUGGGAUGAAUUAUUCCCUAUGAGAGGUAUUUGUAUUGCUAUGCAUAUUUCUUUCAGGUAGUGAAAGAAACCGUGGUAAGGUUGUGCAAUAGCAAAGACUGUCAAACCAACCCAGAGUAGCUAAAUUAUUUUUUGAAAUCUGAAGUGUUCUUACUGUCACCUCUUACGCUGCGGUAAGAGACGGAGCUGCUGGAGCUCCCGCAGCCAGAGACUCUGCUCAGCGCUGGUUCACACUGAGGUAAGCUCCACCUAAGUCCUUAAUGGUAUUCGACAGCUGGAUGACAUCUAUUUUUGCAUGUAUUUUUGUAAGAAUCGCACCAAGCGGCCGAUAAAGCAACGCACCCUCACAGGAGAAAGACUUUGCAAAACUUCUCAGGCUUUUUUCCCGUGUUCUUCGUUUGCAGUAGUUCUCCUUGUGGGGAGAAGACUUAUUUCCGUGGGGAAAUGAAUGAAUUUGACAAGAGCUCUUUGUAUAUUAUGUACAGACUUAACAAUGGCAAAUGUUGGUUAAUAAUUUAUGAUUUUUGAGUUUAAAUUGCAUGGAAUGCAUUGCUGCUUCUCAGAGACCUUCCAAGAGAGUUCUCGAGUUUUAGUCUGGAAAUCUAAUGUGUAUAUAUUGUACUGUAGCUACUAAAACGGACAUUGAUUGACAGGAAUUGCUGCAGGUGGUUUUAGAACUUAAUUACACAUGGGCAAAUAAAACAGCAAAGAGUUCUCAAA